Messenger RNA from Ziziphus jujuba (common jujube), 1164 nucleotides. Its product is annotated as cinnamoyl-CoA reductase 1. NCBI's taxonomy places the organism in Eukaryota, Viridiplantae, Streptophyta, Magnoliopsida, Rosales, Rhamnaceae. The transcript has 6 exons. Bases 22 to 1014 code for a protein of 330 amino acids. Gene Ontology annotation, molecular function: oxidoreductase activity, acting on the CH-OH group of donors, NAD or NADP as acceptor. The record is from RefSeq and is a predicted model, not a curated record.
AGGUGAAGCUAUGAAAUAGUAAUGGCUCUGCAUCACAAGGGCAGUGUUUGUGUGACGGGCGCUGGUGGCUUCGUUGCUUCGUGGGUUAUCAACCUUCUCCUCUCUAAGGGCUACCUUGUCCACGGAACUGUUAGACAACCUGAGGAUGAGAAGAAUGCUCACCUGUUUAAACUUGAAAGAGCAGAGGAAAAGCUGAGACUGUUCAGAACCGAUUUGUUGGACUAUGACUCCAUGCUUUCGGCGAUUGAAGGCUGCGAUGGAGUUUUCCAUGUUGCUAGUCCAGUGCCUUCCACCACUGUUCCAAAUCCUGAGGUAGAGGUGGUGGAAACUGCUGUGAAGGGCACACUUAAUGUAGCAAAAGCAUGUGUUGAAGCAAAAGUCAAGAGACUAGUUUUUGUGUCAUCUGCUGCUGCAGUGGGUAUGAAUCCCAAGUGGUCUGCGGGUCAAGCUUUGGACGAAACAUGUUGGUCUGAUAAGGACUACUGCAGAACUAUUAAGCACUGGUAUAGUCUUUCUAAAACAGAAGCAGAAAGUGAGGCUAUGGAGUUUGGAGAAAAAAAUGGCCUUGACGUUGUAGCUGUUUGUCCCAGUCUUGUUUUGGGGCCGAUUCUACAGACCAAUGUAAAUGCAAGCAGCUUGAUUCUGCUUAAACUUUUUAAAGGAGGAAAUGAUGAGAGUGAGACAACAUUGGAAAACACGGAAAGGAGGAUAGUGGAUGUACGGGAUGCAGCUGAAGCAGUGGUUAUGGCAUUCGAGAAAACUGAGGCUCAAGGAAGAUACAUAUGCACCUCACAUCCAAUCAAGACAAGCCAUCUGGUAGAUAAGCUCAGGAUUAUAUAUCCACAUCCCAAUUAUCCCAACAACUUUUUUGAUGUAGAGAAAGAUAUAAGACUCAGUUCCGAAAAGCUGCAGAGGUUGGGUUGGAGGUUCCGAGCAUUGGAUGAAACUCUUAUGGAUUCCUUGAAGAGCUAUCAGGAUGCUGAACUUUUGGAUAAUGUCAUACAUGCUCUGUAAUAAUAUGCCAACUCUCUCACUCUCCUACUACCCUCACACCCAGCUUAAUUUUAAUGGCGAUUGGUACAUCAGCACUACGAGACCAACGUUGGUGCAACCCAAGUGAGAAAUAACAUUUUUCUAUUCCAAAAAUAAAAAUUUGAAUUUCUA